Messenger RNA from Drosophila ananassae, 4989 nucleotides. RefSeq names its product transmembrane protein 131 homolog (gene Tmem131). The transcript has 3 exons. Gene Ontology annotation, cellular component: membrane. The record is from RefSeq and is a predicted model, not a curated record. Bases 140 to 4822 code for a protein of 1560 amino acids. Lineage: Eukaryota; Metazoa; Arthropoda; Insecta; Diptera; Drosophilidae.
UGAUAAGCAAAUGCCUUUUGGCCUGCAACGACAUUGGAUAAUAUCGCACUCGAAUUCCACGGAUUCCUUGAAUUCCAGGGAUCCUACGAGAGGCGCCAGCUCAACUGGACUGUAAGCGGGUCCGAAUCACACAGCUGCCAUGGCCAUCCAGACUACCCGGCGGCGCGCAACGCCACUUCUACUUUUCAUCCUAAACCCCCUGUUUGUUCUCCUGCUCGCUUUGGGAGCCGCCUGCAGCGAGAAGGUGCUACAGGAGGCCGCUUUUAUUGGUCUGCAGGAACCAGCAGCCUCCCGCGAGCUGGGGGAACUGCUCCAGGACUUGCGCCUGAUGCCGCCGCGCCUGGACUUUGGAACCUGGUCGGUGGGCCAAGCCCGAUCUCAAACCGUGACGCUGUUCAACCAGCAUGCAAACCGAACGCUGCAGAUUAAUGCCGUGGUCGGACCAAAUCCUGCAUUCUAUAGCAGUUUUCCGGGCACGCGGGAGGUGGCGCCCAAGGGAAACACAACGUUUACCGUCGUCUUCCUGCCGCGACAGCUGGGUGCCAUUGCCGGCGACCUUCACGUCCACACAUCCUUCGGUCAAGCCGAACUGGCGGUGCAGGGCGAGGGCAGCGAGUGCCCCUACCGCCUCAAGCCACUGGUGGGGAUCAAAGCGCCUAUGAACUCCACGCUAACGCCAGAGAUUCAUAUGUACAAUCCGCACGAGAGGCCGCUCCAGAUCCUGGAAAUUUACAGCAGCGGCGGCGAAUUCCAGUUGGAGUUGCCAAGCGGGGGCUCUGAAGGCCCACAAAAUCUCUGGGAGAUUCCUCCGUACACAAUGAAGCCGGUUAUCCGGAUCUCAUUCCACGGGCGCACCGCAGGAAAUCACAGCGCCUAUAUCCGCAUCAAGAUCGCCGAACAGGAAUUAGACUUGGGGCAAGAGAACGUCCUAGUGAUUCCCGUGGAGUUCGAGAUCUUGCCUCGCCACUCUGUCUACGCUAGGAAUCCCCUGGCCGACCUCGGGCGAAUCGCGAAGCUAAACACUCCGAACGUCCUGCGCUAUAAGCUGGAUAUAGUCAACGAUCAGAACCACACGCUCUUUGGCAGCUAUCUGCGCCAGGUGGCCGGGCUGAUGUUCAAUGCCAGCAGCUCGACCAUCGAACUGGAUCCGCAGUUAUUCGAAAGCAGCGACUCCGUCAACGAUAUACUCGUGGUUGGAGCUCAGGACGUCGAAGACCAGUCCUUCACUGUCGUUGUGAGGGCGGAGAUCUUUCAGGGCGGCUUGUCCUACGACGGCAAUGUAACCAGGUUUCUGACCAGCUUACCGGAUGGCGAGGAGGGGCCGACGCUGGAAACCAACCGCUCCCUCGUGGUGACAAACCAGUUUCUGCUGCCGCUCAUCCUGUUCAACAUAAGUUUCAGCAAACCCAUCGAUGGAUCCAUUCUGGAGGUACUCCAGGCCGUUGAGCCCCCACUGCUACUUAAGCCAGGAGACUCCCUCGAGCUGCUCCGACUGAACCUGCUGAACAGCCAGGUGGGAUUCGAAUCGUUCAUCAGAAUACACACGAACGUUACCACGAUCGAGCUGCCAUUGGUCUCCUGCACCGGCCGCCUGCACGUGAGCACUCAGCCAUUUGUCCUCAAGAUACCGCCGGACAAUAAGGAGGCGCCGUACAACACGGACUUGGAUCUGGGCACUGUGCCAUUUGCCGAAAUGUCGCGGUACGGAUAUGUGGUCUUGCGCAACGACAACCCAGUACCGGUGAAGAUCAACAACUGGUACUUCAAGCAGCCGAAAAUGGUGUAUUCGACAGGCGUCUUUCUAGGCUGCCUAUCUCCGGAAGAUCACUUCACCGAAGAUUUAAGUAGUGGCCGGAACGAGAGCAGCCGCUGGCUGCACACGUGCUCGGAGCUGAGUCCGGGCUCCAGUGUCGUCAUUAAGGUGGCUGUUCAAACAUACGACGCGGAUCCCAGCUCCGGAACGCUCAAAGUUUGGACGCCUUACGAGGUGGUUCGUGUGCGCGUUCGGUUUGCAGCUUCGGUGGGCCAACUGGAGAUCGAGCAGGAGCACCUUGGCUUUAAGAGCUGCUUUCCGGGCAGGAUUUGCACGGGAUUGCUGAGCAUACGCUCUACCUUCACGCACCCAGUGCACGUCACCAGUGUCUCCUUCGCCCAGUCUGCCGGCCUGCGCUUCAAGGACUUCAACGCCAAAGGAACCACAAUAGCCCCGCAGACUCUCACUAAAGUGGGGCGCAUCUACUUCGAGGCAGCGGCUAUGUGCCGGAAUCAGUGCUACAUCAGAGAGUCCACGAACGAGCAGGCAGUCUUUCCCGGAGUGCCAGGCGGCUCGGAGGCCAUCGUGGCCGAGAGCAUCAACAAUAAUCUGCUAUACGACGGAGUAGAGCUGCGCCAGCGCACAGAGCUCUUCCGGCAGCUGCGCCGCCAGUUGGCUGCCAUGUCUUUAACUCUUCAUACCGAAGAGUUGCCUCCGUUGGAGCUGGACUUUUCUAUCACCAUCGAGUGGCCCAAGCUGGUGCAGUUCCAGCCCAUUCCCCCCACGCCCGCUAUCGAGGUGGGCCAGGUGCAGCGCCAGUGGAUCACGCUGACGAAUCCCGCACAGCACCCCAUCUUGAUCGACUACUUCCUGUCGGAUCCGGCCUUCGCCCGACGCACACAACUGUCACUGCCGCACGAGGUGAUCGAUGUGAGCUCCACCACGUGCUACCUUACGGACAAAAACGUCUUUUCCUUGCCUGAGCCGGGAGCUCCGAUCCUUCUUCAAGGCGGGGCAUCCUUGACCAUACCCAUAACCUUCACGGCCCAGGUGGCGGAGAAGUACUGCACGCUGCUGCACGUGAGGAGCAACCUGACCCUGUACGAAGCUGUGUGGUUGCAGGCCAAGGCAGUGCAGUCCCAGUUUCGCUUUGGAAACCGUCGUCCUGGCUCUACCACACCCCUGCUCUUCGAACUAGGCACGGAUCAGUUUAGGGGCUGUGAAGGUGCCGGAAGAGCUGGCACAGUGGUGGCCACCCGCAGCUUUACGGCAAGAAACUCCGGGGUGAUUCCCAUGAGGAUCGAGGGAUUCUUGAUUGGAAACCUUCCCUGCGAAGACUUCGGGUUCAAGGUCAUGGACUGCGAGGGCUUCGAUCUGGGCGAGAACGACACCAAGAAGGUGGAAAUCUCCUUCAGCUCCGACUUUACUGCCUCGCGAGUGAAGCGCUCCAUAACCCUGCUGACGAACCUCACGUACGACAUCAGCUAUCUACUUCUGGUGCAGAUGCCGGCCGAAAGCGUGGAACUGUGUGCCUCCCAGCUGGCGAGGCCCCGAUGGGAGUCCUCCCUGAAAAACGCCGCUCUCGUAGUGCUUCUGGCCAGCUUCGGCCUGGUCCUGGUGGCGGCCGUGUUUGAUGCCAAGGCCAUACUGACACAGCAAAGUGCCUACGACGCAGCCAGGCACAAGGGUCCUGUCCAGCCCACAUUCAAUCUAAGGAACAUAGUGAAGCAGCAGGUCGAGGAGGCGGCGGAGAAGACGACGGAUCCCGUGCACCAUCACAAGGUCAAAAAUGGCCAGCUUAAGGAGCUUCGAAAGCGGAAUGGAGUUCCGACGGCGCCCUCGAAAAAGGCAAAGUCGUCGUGGUCGCCCUGGAACAUGGACGUGAACUCGAUAAGCAGGCACUUGCAGAAAACGAAGCCAAAGCCCUCUACUCCACCUAGCACCCAGCCAGAGGUGAGAUCCGGUAAGAAAUCCUCGACCCCCUCACCGCAAGCGGCACCAGCUACAGUAUCGGCUUUUGUGCGUCCGCAAAAGAAGGUCAAACCGACUUCUGUUGUGCCGCCAGUAGUACAGCCAGUGACACCCAAGCCCAAACCAGAACCUCCACUCCCCGUUGUAGAGGCUAAGCCAAGUCCUCCGCAGCGCGACAACACAUCACCAAAGCCAGCGAUUAAGUCCAUAGAGCCGCAGCCGCGGGUACUCAAGGAGCAGAAUGGUUCGGCAAAGAAAGUGGGAAAGACCCCGGGAAGGGAAAGGGAGCGGGAGCGGCGUAAGGAACAAAAGCUAAUGAAUGGCACCGGGGGAGCUAAGAAGCCCGAAAAGAAACAGCGCCAGAAGUUAAACUUUUACCAGACCACUGCUUCGAGCGCUUCUCCGCCAGCGUCGCCGAAUGACAUAAAGUUCAUCACCUCGGUAUGGGAAACCAGCAGUUCCGUGUCCUUUAGUCCGUUAGAGUCCUUUAGCGAUGUGCUCCAAAAAAAACAGUUUUCCGCCUCAAAUAACGGCAUGAACUGGAGCCAGCCCGUAUCUUCCAGUGAUCUCGGCCCGAUCGGGGAUAGUAGAAAGACUGCAACACCGCCGGCGACCGCAUCUAUGUGGGAGCCUCUUUCCGCGACGGCCAGUAAUUCGGUGUUCGCCAACGGAGAGGUGGACCUGCCCAAAGGAGACGCUUUAUACGAACACCGACAGCGGCAGCAGUGGGAACGCAGUAGGCUCGUAAUGGAACAGCAGAUGCUCCUCCAGCAGGACCAGCAGUUGGAGCUGCAGCCACAGGAGCUGGUUGCCAAUAUAGAGACAAAUAGCUGGGCCAGUCCCUGGUCGCCGCUAGGCUAUGCUGCCUGGCCGGAGGCUACACCAAACAUGGGUGUAAUGCGUCCUCCGCCGGGCCUGGAGGCCAGACCUCUGUUGACAACGCAGCACAACCUCGCACAAGAUGAAGAGACAGAUCCCAGGUUCAGCGCUGUGAGACAAGAGAGCUUGCCCACGCAGUACGAUCCCUUCACCUCGCCCAGCUCCAUCUGGUCAGACACCUGGCGACAGUCGUCAAAGCGUAACAACCACAUUGAUUGAAGGGAGGGAGGAGGAUGGGGACAAGCUCACUGAUCAAACUGAAUCAACCAAAUGAAAUUCUUAGCACUUAGGCACCUAGGAUACGCGACAAGGAAGGAUACGAACGCAGAAUGAUCUUUUUCACUUCGACUUUUUGACUAAUAAAACGCAAAGCUAAAUGACUUUUA